Messenger RNA from Ascochyta rabiei, 513 nucleotides. RefSeq lists its product as uncharacterized. Lineage: Eukaryota; Fungi; Ascomycota; Dothideomycetes; Pleosporales; Didymellaceae. The record is from RefSeq and is a predicted model, not a curated record. The transcript has a single exon. The coding region runs from base 1 to 513 and encodes 170 amino acids.
AUGGACCCUUUUGAUCACGAAUGGUGGAUUCGAGCAACUUGUCGAGCGAAAUAUUUGCACCUGGAAAGUCCAUCACCAAUGGAUCAAACAGUAUGGUGCACGAUUAUCAUCAUUGUUUUCACAAUCCUACUAGGAUGUUUUGCGCGUUCAGAAGAUUGCCUUGUGAGCUGGGAAAACUGCGUACCGAGGUUGUUACCCGAUAUCACAACGAACAAAACACAGACCGACCGCUCCUUCGACAACUGCAACGAUGCCCAGUCAGACUUUCCACAGCGGAUGCACAGUACCGAGAACAAAGAGCAAACUUACGUUGCCACACUCCGCGAAAACCUGUUCCUUCCAGCAUCGACAUUAUUACGUCUGCUCAUUUCGACACUCUUACUAUUUAUUACCCGUCCUAGCUGCCUUUCGCAUCCGCAUGCUCGACGCCAUCACAACUAUUCCGCUUCAAGAAGAAUGUGUAUCUGUCAUACACCCUGCCUCGCCCAACUGGAUUGGCAUCUGGCUCUUUAG